Molecule: messenger RNA, 3694 nt
Organism: Jaculus jaculus (lesser Egyptian jerboa)
Lineage: Eukaryota; Metazoa; Chordata; Mammalia; Rodentia; Dipodidae
Gene: Pdk1
Product: pyruvate dehydrogenase kinase 1
Exons: 11
Coding region: 16-1326 (436 amino acids)
Biological process (GO): protein phosphorylation; regulation of glucose metabolic process
Cellular component (GO): mitochondrion
Molecular function (GO): pyruvate dehydrogenase (acetyl-transferring) kinase activity
Source: RefSeq, a predicted model, not a curated record
CGGGCCUGGCUGGGCAUGAAGCUGGCACGGCUGCUACGCGGAGCCGCGUCGGCCGGGCCGGGCCCGGGGUCGUGCUCCUCGGGCCUGAGCCCCGGCCGCGGCCUCGCGUCGGACUCGGGCUCCGGGCCGGCUCCGGAAGGCAGCCUGCCGCGCCAAGUGGACUUCUACGCGCGCUUCUCGCCGUCGCCGCUCUCCAUGAAGCAGUUCCUGGACUUCGGGUCAGUAAAUGCUUGUGAAAAGACCUCCUUUAUGUUUCUACGACAAGAGCUGCCUGUUAGAUUGGCAAAUAUAAUGAAAGAAAUAAGUCUCCUUCCAGAUAAUCUCCUCAGGACCCCAUCGGUACAGCUGGUACAAAGCUGGUAUAUUCAGAGCCUUCAGGAGCUUCUUGAUUUUAAGGACAAAAGUGCAGAAGAUGCUAAAAUUAUUUAUGACUUCACAGAUACGGUGAUACGAAUCAGAAACCGACACAAUGAUGUCAUUCCUACAAUGGCCCAAGGUGUGGUUGAAUAUAAAGAGAGCUUUGGGGUGGAUCCUGUCACCAGCCAAAAUGUUCAAUACUUUUUGGAUCGAUUCUACAUGAGUCGCAUUUCAAUUAGAAUGUUACUCAAUCAGCACUCUUUAUUGUUUGGUGGAAAAGGAAGUCCAUCCCAUCGAAAACACAUUGGGAGUAUAAAUCCAAAUUGCAACGUAGUUGAAGUUAUUAAAGAUGGCUAUGAAAAUGCUAGACGGCUUUGUGAUUUAUAUUAUGUCAAUUCUCCUGAACUAGAACUCGAAGAGCUAAAUGCAAAAUCACCAGGACAGCCAAUACAAGUGGUUUAUGUACCAUCCCAUCUCUAUCACAUGGUGUUUGAACUUUUCAAGAACGCAAUGAGAGCAACCAUGGAACACCAAGCUAAUAAAGGCAUUUAUCCUCCUAUUCAUGUUCACGUUACGCUGGGCAGUGAGGACUUGACUGUGAAGAUGAGUGACCGAGGAGGAGGCGUUCCACUGAGGAAGACUGACCGACUCUUCAAUUACAUGUACUCAACUGCACCCCGGCCUCGUGUUGAGACGUCCCGUGCAGCGCCCCUGGCUGGUUUUGGGUACGGAUUGCCUAUAUCACGUCUUUAUGCGCAGUACUUCCAAGGAGACCUAAAGCUUUAUUCCUUAGAGGGCUACGGCACAGAUGCAGUGAUCUACAUUAAGGCUCUCUCAACAGAAUCCAUUGAAAGGCUCCCCGUGUACAACAAAGCUGCCUGGAAGCAUUACAACGCCAACCAUGAGGCCGAUGACUGGUGUGUCCCCAGCAGGGAGCCUAAAGACAUGACCACAUACCGCAGUGCCUAGAUAUGCCUGGGACACCUGGAAAAGCCCAAAGUGGAGUUCAGACCCACCUCAUACCAGACAAGUCACCUGUCAGUUGUACUUAGUUCUCUGGGUAGAAUAAGUGGAAACUGGAUUCCAUUUCUGCCUGAUAAACCUCUUAAAGGAUGAAAUUAUACCAAUUUUACACUGAUAUUUUCACAGUUAAGUGAACGUAUUUUUAAAUAAUAGUAAUUUUGGUCAACGUCCCUCUUUAUGGUAGACUUCUGAACUGCAGAGUCUUUGGGUUUCUAUAGGAAGCUGUAUAAUUUUCUUUUUUUAAUUGUUUUCAUUUGUGUACUAGAAGCAUUUUCUAAAUAAUAUGGAUUAGCUGGUUACCUGCCAUCUGUUUAGUAGUGGCACCUCAUAAGGUGAGCUUCCUGUGUUCAGGGAAGCAGAACACAGUUGGGAAGUAUAGAACGAGCCACAGCAGCUUCUGCGUGCAUUGUCGUCCUCUGAAGGUGAAUAAUCAUGGUAUAGUUUUAUUACAGUGAAUUGUAAUGGUGCUAAUUUAGGAUCAUGGACAAUCUGCUUAGGGUUAAUGCCAGGAUUUUUUUUGAGAGUGAGAGUCUCGCUAAGUAGCUCUGGUUGCUGUGAACUCAUGAUGCUUCUUCCUCAGCCUCCUGAGUGCUGUGAUUAGAGGUGUGUGGCCGCACACCUGGCUUAGAAGUGUUUAUAUCUACAGACAACUAACCGAUGGUAUGGAAUAAACUGAGAGCUAAGUGGAGAGUCCCCAAACCGAACUGAUUGCUUGUUGAGGUUACCUGAAGGAGCUUUUGAAAAAAAGUGUUUCUGGGUCCUACUUCAGGCAUACCAAGGCAGAGUGUCAAGGGCUGGAGCAAGGGAUCGGUUUGACAGCGCUUUGUAAGAUAAGGCUUAGGCCUGGCCUGGCUGAAACCACUCGGUAAAGUAAACAGUGAUGCCACUGCUGCCGAAGUAACAGACAGUUGAGUUUCAGCCCCCACCUGUUUCCAGGUGAGACUUCUAGACGCGUGGAGGGAUGAGCUGCAGCUUGGGGCUGGUGCCGUUAGAUGCACAGUUAAUAGCGGGAUGCCAGGUUCACUCAGACCAGUAAGGUAACAAAGGGUCACCCUGUUUUUAUUUAAGUGGUGACAAAGAACAUGGAUCUAAAAAUACCCAGAUUAUGUUAUCAGUGAAAAGUAAACUUGGACAAUUACAACAGUUAUUUGCAUUUGUGUGGUAAUUGCAGUUCACAGAUGCUUUGAAGUAUUAGAACUUCAUUGAUUGAAACAGAGGUCCAAAACAGGCUGCCAUCAUCCUGGUGAAGUCUCAGAGUCAGCCAGAGGUCAGGUGAGGCUUGCUUAUUGCAUGAUCUCUUGGCAUGCUCUGGAGCCUAUGAAGUUGCUACCUUAUCUUCUUUCAAAGAAAUAGGGAAAUACUUUGAAAAAUACCUUCUAAAGUAAACAUUUAAAUAUUCCAAGUAUAGCUUUGCCACUUGGUCUUUUUUUUUUUAAUAUAUGAGUCGAAAUACCUCACUCUUGAAAGGAUUUAUCAAAUUGUUACACUGUGUCCCAAAAUACAUUUUAAAAUAAAAAGUGAAAUUACAUGACCUGGCACAAGAUAGAAUUCUUAUGCCAAAUUCUAUAGACAUGUAGAUUAAACGGGAUGUUACGGGACAGUUAGUCCACAACCCUCACAUGAGGGAUAAGGGUCCUGAAACGCAGGGCUUGCUGUUGCCCAGGGAUUUUUAGCUAAUAUAACCAAAUGUUGGAAAAAUGUUGGAAAAGAGAGACCUUACCUACAAAAUCAUGGAUUUUGUAAGAAAUAAUAGAAUUUUAAUCCAUGACAUUAACUCAGUGUAUUUUGAGCUUUAAAUUACAUUUUCUUGAAUGAAAUAUUUUAGAAUUUUUUGAGUUGAGAUAUUCACUUUCACAAAUGAGACAUUUGUACAAUUAACAUUAAACUUAAUGUUUUUACUUUUGAAAUAUUCUUCCCCUUCCAAAAAAUUAAGUCUUUUCUAUAUUAAGUGAGGAGCACAUAAAUAGUGUUCUCAAAAUAAAAGUAAAAUUAUUUUAGCUUCUUUUUAAGGUGUAAUACCUUUUCUACCAUGGCAAUGGACAAUUGUAUAAUAAAAUAUUAUGGGGGAGGUUUUUCCUAGUUGGUUUUAAAGUUAUUUACAAGGAUUUUAGAUUCUUACUGAGAUAUUUUGUCUACCAGCAUUGAUUUUAUGCAGUGUAGAUAUAAAACUGUAAUGAAAACCAAGAAGUGGACACUAAGUGAUUUUUAUAACUUGGACAGUUAAUGAAUGUGGGAACAUUUUGUAGGAAGGAAUGGCAAAAGUGUUCUGUACUAUAAUUAAAAUCCUAGCUGGUUUCAAUGCCUUCAUGUUUAA